Messenger RNA from Staurois parvus, 1555 nucleotides. The record is from the annotation of a GenBank genome assembly. NCBI's taxonomy places the organism in Eukaryota, Metazoa, Chordata, Amphibia, Anura, Ranidae.
GUGGAGGAGAGGUAUGCGGGUUCUGGCACUCUGCUCUCUCCUUCUCUGGCUCCCCUCAGACCGGAGUACAGCUGAGAUGUCCAGGGUAAAGGAGGAUGAAGAUUACUGGAAUGCUUCCAAGUGUAAGGCGUUCACCUUUGAUGACCACGAUGAGGAUGGAUUGUCUCAGCUGAAAGAAUCGAAGCGCGCUGUCAACAGUCUGAAAGCCUUUGUGGAGGAAGAUGAUGAGGAUUGGGAGAGAUUCACCUGGAGUGGAGAGCCGGUGGGGAGUAUAUCAUGGUCUAUUAAAGAAACCUCAUCAGGUAACCGGGGGAGGGACACAAAGAGUCCAGGAACUGAGAAACCUCGUUCAGAGUCGUCCUCUUACUCCUUCCCCAAACCAGUGUCCUCCUAUUCUCUUGGCAGCCUCUUUAAAGGAAAGACCCGGCAGAGUAGUUUCCAGUCGCUGUCUGAUGAUGUUCUAGAGACAAACAAUAGACAUUAUGCCCCAGAGUUGCGGAAACCAAGAUCUGAAUACCAGGAUUAUAACGGGGAGUGGAGCAUUGAGGAUUCCGUUCGCAGGAUGAGCAAAGGCAAGGUCUGCUCCCUGGAGAGGUUCCGCUCUUUGAAGGAGAAGCUACAACUUCUGGAUGAAGCCGUCCGACUUCAUGAUGGGAAUGUCAUCACAGCUGUUUUAAUAUUCCUGAAAAAGACCUUACAUUCAGAGAUUCUAUUCCGGGAGCUGAAGGAGAGACAAGAGGCACUACAACAUUUUAUUCAUUUCCUGAAGGAGACUGAAGACCAGCAGCUGCUCUUGGAGCUCCUCAGGUACCUGGAAUGGACGGAAGAGCUAGCACUUUGUAAAUAUCGGGAACACUUGAACAUUGUGGAUGCCGAGCAGCGUAGAGACUUCCUAAAGAGUAAAUGUCUCAGCCUGCCCUUCUGCCAGGACGAUGCAGCCCUUGUACAGGACCAUUAUACCCUACUGGAAAGACAGAUCAUCAUUGAGGUCAAUGAUAAACACUUGGAGUCCUCAGGACAGGACAUCUUCCGUAGGCACCCCAGGAAGGCCUCUCUGCUCUUCAUGCCGCUGGUCACCACCCUGUUCUACUCCUGUAUCUACCACUACACAGAAAGUGAGGGAACCUUCAGCAGUCCUACUAAUCUCCGGAAGACCUUUAAGAUCCCAGAGAAGCUGUACAUUCUCACAGCACUGGCCGCCCGUGCGAAGCUGCGAGCGUGGAAUGAUGUUGAUGCUCUUUUCACCACUAAGACCUGGCUGGGUUACACCAAGAAGAGAGCGCCGGUUGGCUUUCAUCGGGUGGUGGAGAUUUUACACAAGAAUGGGGCCCCUGUACAGAUCCUGCAGGAAUACAUCCGGCUGGUGGAGGAUGUGGAAACCAAAAUAUCACUAGGGACAAAGUACAAGUGCCAUGACGUUGUGAUCGAUACAUACAAAGACUUGAAGGACCGCCAGCAAUUGAUGGUUUAUCGCUGCAAGGUGGAUCGCGGAUCUCCAGAGGAGGACAAAAUCGACAUGAUUCUCAACAACACACAAAUCCGCUGGAAGAAUUGA